Molecule: messenger RNA, 1185 nt
Organism: Raphanus sativus (radish)
Lineage: Eukaryota; Viridiplantae; Streptophyta; Magnoliopsida; Brassicales; Brassicaceae
Product: telomere repeat-binding factor 4-like
Exons: 6
Coding region: 57-932 (291 amino acids)
Biological process (GO): nucleosome assembly
Cellular component (GO): nucleosome
Molecular function (GO): double-stranded telomeric DNA binding
Source: RefSeq, a predicted model, not a curated record
AACAUAAAAAGAAAAGGAUUUGUUGUUUGGAUUGGUGGGAAGAAGGGAGCGGAGAGAUGGGAAACCAGAAGCUUAAAUGGACGGAGGAGGAGGAGGAGGCGUUGCUCGCCGGCGUUGAGAAGCAUGGUCCCGGAAAGUGGAAGCAUAUCCUCCGAGAUCCUCAAUUCGCUCAUCCGCUCUCUAAUCGCUCCAACAUCGACCUCAAGGAUAAAUGGCGUAACUUGAGUGUUCCCCCUGACAUUCAAGGCUCAAAUGAUAAGGUACGGACACCCAAAAUCAAAGCCGCCGCUUUGAAUCUAGCUGCCGCCGCCACCACUACUUCCAUCCCUUCUCCAGUUGCUCCCCCCCUUCCCCGUACUGGAUCUUCUGACUUGAAUCUUGAUGAUUGUUGGAAUACUAUGAUGGUCGAUGCAAAGAAUGCUCCCAGGUAUGAUGGGAUGAUAUUCGAAGCUCUUUCAGCAUUGACGGAUCCUAAUGGAUCUGAUGUCACUGCGAUUUUUAACUUCAUCGAGCAAGAAAAACAUCAAAUGCCAGCAACUUUUAAAAGGGUCUUGGGUUCAAGAUUAAGGAGGCUUGCUGCUCAGGGCAAAAUUGAAAAGGUUAACCAGUUGAAAGCAGGAACGCAGAACUUCUAUAAGAUGAAUGGUAAUAGCUUCUCGGGAAUGAGAACGCCAGUUGUAGCCAGACCUAAAGAGGCGAAUGUGAAACCCCGUCAACAAGUACCCACGGUUUCCCAGGGGAAGGUUAAUCACGCAUCAGGAACCGCAGCUUUUAAGCUCGUGGAGGUUGAAAAAAAAUUGGAAAUGGUCAAAGCAGCUGCAGCGGAGAUAGAUAAGAUGAUACAACUGACAGAAAAAGCUGAGACUAUUCUACUACUAGCGGAAGAGUUGCACGAAGCAUGUUCUCAGGGAAAGAUUGUGGAACUGAACUGAGGUUGAUGGAACAAAAGAAGCAGGAAGCACAGUGUUUUGGUAAAUAUAUACUAAUAGUAUAAUAGGCUAUUAGCUCUUGCAUUCUUUUUGUUUCGUAUGAUAUCAACUUAGGAGGAAUGGUUUGCACAAAUAACUUUUGAAGUUCUUUCAUUUACUAAUAAAAGAAAAAUAGGUAGUUGAGGGUAAUUAGCCAAAAACAGAAAAUGUAUUGUAUGGCUUGGAAAGUACAGUAUUAAACUCUUUUUUUUUUCUC